This is a messenger RNA of Cavia porcellus (domestic guinea pig), 4376 nucleotides long. RefSeq names its product zinc finger protein 383-like. The record is from RefSeq and is a predicted model, not a curated record. NCBI's taxonomy places the organism in Eukaryota, Metazoa, Chordata, Mammalia, Rodentia, Caviidae.
AUGGGGGAAAAACUCUAUGUAUGUAAACAAUGUGGGAAAGCUUUCAGUCACAUGGAUAUUUGUCAAAUACAUGCAAGAAUUCAUACUGGGGAGAAACCCUAUGUAUGUAUGCAAUGUGGGAAAGCUUUCAGUACAAAGGGUUAUUGUCAGACACAUGAAAAUAUUCACACAGGGGAGAAACCUUCUACAUGUAAGCAAUGUGGGAAAGCCUUCAGCAGAAAAUCUCACUGUCAAACACAUGAAAGAACUCACACUAGGGAAAAACCCUAUGCAUGUGAGAAAUGUGGGAAAGCCUUUAUGAGUUGCAGUGAAUGUAAAACACAUAAUAGAACACACACAACAGAGAAAGUAUAUAUAUGUAAGCAGUGUGGGAAAGCUUUUACCACACACAGAUCUUGUCAAAGAAAUGAAAGAAUACACACUGGGGAGAAACCGUAUAUAUGUAAGCAAUGUGGGAAGGCUUUUACCACACACAGAUCUUGUCAAAGACAUGAAAGAAUACACACUGGGGAGAAACCGUAUGUAUGUAAGCAAUGUGGGAAGGCUUUACCACACACAAAUCUUGUCUGGUACAUGAAAGAAUUCACACUGGGUCAAAACCCUAUUUAUGUAAACAGUGUGGAAAAGCUUUCACUACACAUGGAUAUUGCCAAAUACAUGAAAGACUUCACACUAGGGAGAAACCCUUUGUAUGUAAGCAAUGUGGGAAAGCUUUUACCACACGCAAAUCUUGUCAAAUACAUGAAAGAACACACACUGGGGAGAAACCGUAUAAAUGUAAGCAGUGUGGGAAAGCUUUUACCACACAGGGAUAUUGUCAGAUACAUGAAAGACUUCAUACUGGGGAGAAACCUUAUGUAUGCAAACAAUGUGGGAAAGCUUUCCCCUCACAUGGAUAUUGUCAAAUACAUGAAAAACUUCACACUGGGCAGAAACACUAUACAUGGAAGCAGGAUGGAAAAGCUUUCAGGUCACACAGUGAAUAUAAAAUACACGAAAGAGCUCAUACCGAAUAUUAAUCCUAUGUAUGUAAGCAGUGUGGGAAAGCUUUCACGAGGCACAGUAAAUGUAACAUAUAUGAUCAUCUUAUACUGGUAGAAAAUAUGUGUGUAAGCCAUGUGGGAAAACAUUCACCACAUGAAGAUCUUGUCAAAUAAAUGAUUUCACACUGGGAGCAAAGCCCAUGUGUUUAAGCAAUGUUGAAAUGAUUUCACCAGGCGUAGUGAAUGUAUAAUACAUGAAAGACCUAAUAAUCCUAUGCAUGUAAGCAGUGUGGGAAGGCUUUUAGCACACAUGAUGACUGUCACAUGUAUGAAAGAACUUACUGGGAAGAAAACCUAUGUGGAUUAGCAAUGUGGGAGAGAUGCCAGUCCACACACUUUGUUAAAUACAGGAAAGAAGCCUCCCAGGGGAGAAAGCUUAUAUUUGUAAGCUUAUUUUGAAAAUCCCAUAAAAUUUGUCAUGUAGUAAAGACCUGAAUAAUAAUUAAUACAAAAUGUUUGAUGUCAGUUGUUCUUCACAGAUUAUCCAGAGCGUAGAAAUCCAAGGUGGAACUAUCCUAAAGUACAUCUAUUGGGUGGUUUUCAUUAAAUCAUUUUUACAUGUCUAGGUUAUCUAUCUGUAGAUUUCAAUAUAGAGAUUCUAGAUUGGCAUAAUUUUGUAUUUUAAGUAUCUGCUUAAUCCAUAGUGUCUUUUAAUUAGACAUGGUGAAUCCAAAUGUGCUUUUUUAUUUCGGGUACAGUUAGUAUCUAUGUAGUUAAUGUUUUAUCUUUACAAUUAGGAAGUAUAUCGUACAAAAAAACCCCUUAAUUUAUAUAUUGUUUUCUGUUAAUUGUUGGGAUAUGACCACUGUGUUUGAUUCAAAUUUUUCUGCACAUACUCUAUGUUCAGUAUAACAAAUGAUGUUUUGGGCCUGGGGGUUUAGCUCAGUGGCAUAACCACCUGUCUUAUAAGCACAUAGUUGUGAGUUCGAUCCCCGGUACCAAUUUUUAAAAAAAGCAAACAAAUUUCUCAAUCUGAUGCUACAUUUUAUGUUGAUAUGCAUAUAUUCAGAGGCUUCUAAACGUAUUUUUAAUGAAGUUCUGGUGUUUUUCACAGAUUUGUCGAUUAGCAAAUGUUAUGUUUCUCUGUUGUGACAGGAUAACUACUUAUACCCUUACAUCAUUGUAUAUUAUAUCAUGUACAAAACGUUGCAUUUUCUUUCUUACUGAAGGCAGUAUCAUUCUUUAAAUAAUGUUAUAUUUUCUUCUUAAAAUUAUAGUUGUGACAUUUCCAUAUCAAUGAAUUUAAUUUGGUGUUAAGUUUUCCACCACAUAUACCAAAAAUAAAUCAUCCUGCUGUGAAUUUCUGACACUCCCUGAUCAACAGAACCAUAACUUCUCUCCAGAAGCGUAUCAUGAGUUAUAGUGCUGUUUCCCAAAAGUGUAAAUGGUGGUAUGAUUUAUCAGUAUCAGGAGUUUGAAAGCAUUUUUUGUCAGCUAUGGUGUUGUUUUGGGGAGCAUGGUUGCUAUUGAAUGUACAAGGCUGAUGCCUUUAUUCGAUUCCCUGAUGCUGUGAUGCCAUUCUAUCCUGGGUAUCUAUCCUGGGUAUUCACAGUUUUUACCUGAUACUCAGAACUAAUGACAUGAAGAAAACCUAACUCAUGUGAAGUAUCAGUCAGUUGGAUAAACAGGGAAUUAACUGAUAUAAUUCAGAUUGUUUUUUCUUUGACCGAUUUUUUAGACAAAUUUCUACAGUGCCAUUUCUCCAUGUUCAUAAUAAGCACCUCUGCCUGAUGUUUGCAGUGUGUGCCAGUUGCCAUCAAACACAUACAUUGGGCCAUGGUGGGUGCAUGUGCAUGUGUCCCAUUUGGUCACUUUUGACUGUAUGUUUGUACUCUCUUUUUAACAUAGUUGUAAUUGCAAAGUGUUUAAUACGGUACUUUCAAAUGCAAAAGUUGUGCAAUUUGUGAUGGGGUCAUGUUGUUAGAAGCCUAUAUCAUGAAAACAUGUGAGCACUGCAUUAAGUAUCCCUAAUGCAGUGAGUAUAGCUUGCCAUGGGAUUAAUUAUGUUUAUGCACAUAAAUUAUUAUCUAAUAUUAUGUCUAUUUUUUAUCCGAAAUAUACUCACAGAAGAAAGAACUGUAUAGUGUCAAUCUUUACACCCUACAACAUAUGGCCAGAUUCCCUGCAGCACAUUUCUGCUUACUGUUACCAGGAAGAUGUGUAGUGUGUAUUGCUCUCCCAUCUAGUAAUAGAAUAUUGGAACUAUAAGACAUUUAUCCUGAAUACAUUCACUUUCUCAUUAUUUUGCCAUGAAGACAAAUCUUGCUGGUCCUGCUGAUGCAUGCUUGUAAACCCAGCAACUCAGGAGACUUAAGUGAGUGAAGAAAAAGUUAAGUCCAGCCUACUCAACUUAGUAAGAGCCUGUCUCAAAAUAUACCAUCAAAUUCUGCAGAUGUAGCUCAGUGCUUCAGUUCUCCAAGAUCUGCUCCCCAGUUGCAGAACUAUUGUAAUGCUAGUACCCAUUGGGGUUGUCCUUUUCUCAUGUGACCCCUUAGUAGUUUGCCCUAAGCAUCCCUUGGGAAGUGCAUUUUUUUAUGGACUGACUGUACUGAGCAUCCUAGGUUAGAUGUCAUUUUAACCAGUUGAUUCUUGUGUUGAAUACACUAGACAAUGUUGUCAUUUUUGUAUUUUCUGUUAUAGUAUUUUAUACAAAGUAACACACAAAUUUUGGUCAUCCUGUAUUUGCUGGUAGGACUAAGUGAUUAAUAUAUAAUAAUCUAAACUAACUGAAAUACAUUUAAUCCCAGAAUCAGGAGAGACAGAGAUGCAUGAUCACCGUUUUAAAGCUAACUUGGGAGCAGCUUACCUAGAGACCUCAGCAAAGCAUGAAGCAGUUGUCUCUAUACCAGCAUUUGAAGUUUAAGGAAAGAAACAAGUUGAAGUGAAGAAUGUAAAUGUAAGAUAGAAUUAAAAGAUCACUACUGAAAAUCACUAUGAUCUUGUUCAGGAAAUAUACUUCUGAUGAUAAUAUUUGUGCUGUAGUCACAUAUAUGCCUCUAUCACAAUAAACCAUAAAUAAUGAAAUAUGAAACAGCCAGGCAUCUCAGUUUCUGACUAUAAAGAUGUUAAAAAUUUUGUUUUCUCAAUACUGUUGCUGGUAUUUUGUGUAGAAAAUGAGAUAGGAUCAUACAACAGACCGAAAGGAUUAUAAAUUUAAAAAUUUCUGCACAACCAUGGAAGCAACACAACCAGAAAGGAGUAUGAUAAAAUAAUGUCCAAAAUGGGAAGAAUUUGCCUAAAACUCCUAGAGAUCUAACCUGUAAAAAAAUCCAAAACUAAGACAGUAAAGUGUAUACACACUUGUCACAAUAAAUACAAAUUUUUGCCAAUGAA